This is a messenger RNA of Colletotrichum paranaense, 585 nucleotides long. RefSeq lists its product as uncharacterized. Bases 1 to 585 code for a protein of 194 amino acids. The transcript has a single exon. The record is from RefSeq and is a predicted model, not a curated record. NCBI's taxonomy places the organism in Eukaryota, Fungi, Ascomycota, Sordariomycetes, Glomerellales, Glomerellaceae.
AUGCGAAUCAAUAACAGAGACAGACAGACACACACGGCCGAUGGUCUGCCAAGGCAGGGGUGGACUUGGACUUGGAGGGGAGUGACAACAAGAACAACACUUUCUGUAUCCGUAUCUCUCUCUAUCUGUUAUCAUCCACUAUUUCUCUCUCUCUCUCUUUCUUUUGCUUUCCUCACUCCCCUCUUUGCGCUGCUGGACACGCUCUCUGCCUCCCACUCACUCAGUCCAUUUGUUGGGCUGGGCCUGGGGCCCUUUGGGCUCGACUCUUUCGACGAAGGGGGUCCCCUUCUGACUGGACCAGUGGACAGUAACGGGAUAAGACAUCCACGGGUUAGGACACGACGAGGGGGGCCGCAGAAGAAGCCAUAUCCACUUUGUUGGUGUACCCCUCGUCCUAGCCGCAGGCGACAUGCAACAAGGCACCGGGGGGAGGGGAUCUGGCUGUCUAGUCCGCUACGGCAAGGACAGCGAGAAAAACAGAGAGAGGAAAAGGCGUCCUCGUGCCUAUUACUUUUCACGUAUCUGAAUAUAGCUGCAUACCCUGGGAUAGAGAGCUCUGGGGGUGGAGGGAAGCGAGGAAGAUGA